This is a messenger RNA of Ogataea parapolymorpha DL-1, 2043 nucleotides long. Its product is annotated as Transcription factor BYE1. Bases 1 to 2043 code for a protein of 680 amino acids. Gene Ontology annotation, cellular component: nucleus. The transcript has a single exon. Gene Ontology annotation, molecular function: RNA polymerase II transcription regulatory region sequence-specific DNA binding. NCBI's taxonomy places the organism in Eukaryota, Fungi, Ascomycota, Pichiomycetes, Pichiales, Pichiaceae. The record is from RefSeq and is a predicted model, not a curated record. Gene Ontology annotation, biological process: regulation of mRNA 3'-end processing; transcription antitermination; DNA-templated transcription.
AUGUCUACCGAGAUAAGGCGCUCUUCUCGAAAGACCAAGGGAGUGAAUUCCAGACUUGAGGAUCUUGACAAGAUAGGCGAGCCUACUCCACGUCCAAAGAAACGGACAGCAAGCUCGAAAGCCAAUGGGCAGAAAAAGAAGCAGCUCAAGAAGGCAGUGAAAGUGCCCGAAAAAGAGGAGGUGCGCUGUCUGCCGUGCGGGUCCCACGAUCUGAAUUACAACGAGGACGAGGACGAACGCGGCGUGAUGAUCCAAUGCGACAAGUGCGAGACGUGGCAGCACGCAAAGUGCAUGCUUGGAACAGACAACGAGGACAGUAUACCGGAUGAUUACGUUUGCAACCUCUGCGACCCGGGAAACCCCAAAUACCAGGACUUGGAGCUUGCAUUGAGCCCUGAUGAUUACUAUAAAGAGCGAUUCCCCGACAGAAUAGACGAAAUUGACGACCAGGAGGAGGAAGAUUUCGAAGACGCGGGUGCUGUUUACGGUGAGAGCGACGAGGAGUACGACGGGAACGGCGAGAAAGAGGAGGAGGACGGAGACGAGGAAGAAGAAGAAGAAGGCGACGAUGCAGACGAUCCCGAGGAGCCAGGAGAGCUCGAGGAGCCGGAAGAGAAGGUCAAGAAGCCCGUGCGGAGACCACAGAAGGUGGUUCGCAAAAAGGUGGACAGAAAUAAAACGAGACAGUCUGUGGUGAGCCAAUUUGCAAAGAAACUACAAGGCCACAUUCCGGAAGACCACAAAUUGCUUGAACAAAUGGAUGUGAGCAGUGCGGCAGAGGAGAUUGCCAGCGGGCUGGAGAACGCGCUAUUUGAAGCGUUUCCGCCUCCAAACAAGCGUUCCGAAUCCAUGUCGCCGGGGUACCUCAACAAGUCCAGAACGUUGCUUUUCAAUCUCGAUAAAUCUAACCUGAGUGACAAGGUGUUGUCUGGACAGUACACUUACGAGCAGAUUGUGCAUCUGACGCCUGAAGAGAUGAUGCGAGACGAUUACAAGGAGUUUGCCGAUGCGGUGAGAAAGCAGAGUAUCAACCAGUCGGUGAUCACAAACACUUUGGAGAAAGUGAAGAUCAAGCGGACGCAUAAGGGAGAAGAGAUUGUCGAGGAAGAUUACCAGUUUGACGACAUUGACUCGAGAACGGCGGACGAAUCUCGUCUGAACGAAAUUGAAAAAUUACAAGAGGAGAAAAGACUACAAGAUGAAGAGAACGAGGCGAGUGCCUCGCCUCCUCCUACGGCCAAUCUGAAUGCCAACAUCAUGACCACAAUUGCUAACGACUUUGACGAUGAAGAGCAGGAACAAGACCAGACUGGAGAGGGGCCUGAGGAGACUUUUGACAACGAUGACGAUUUCGACAAGAUUCUGAAUGGCACAAAAGAUGUGGUUCCUACGCCGCCAGAAUCCCAAGCCGUUGUCAACGACGACGAAGAGGACUACGAUCCGGCACGCAACUUUGAUGUGGACGAGACAUUGUGGAACGGUAUCCUGAGCUUUGCUCCUGUCGCCGACGUGCAGACGACCAUCAGAUUUCACGCCGCUUCGACAUAUGAUAGCACCGAGGACAAAGUUGCCAAGGCGCGCAAAAUUGUGGGCGACUUUGUCGCUCGCCAUAACCGGCUUGACAUCGAGGGACGACUGGACGCUCAGAAAGCGGUUGGCUACCUCUGGGAAAUUAUAAAUACUAGAGACUUGUAUUUAGUGGAACUAGUUCCAUUUGCAUCUCCACACCUCUCGGAAUUCGAGAACCAGCAGACACAGACACAGUUCAGAAAACUAUGGGAGUACUUCAACUCGCGCAACAAAUACGGAGUCAUUGCCUACAAGCCCGCAUACAUCAAGGACAGCUAUCUUGUUGCAUUGGACACUACAAGAACAGAGCAGGAGGGAUUGCCAAGAUACUUCAGCCACUUUAACAUGACCAGCCUCCACGGCGCCCGCGAGCGUCUGUUUGCCGUGUUUGUGGCAAAAAAAGACCUCUCGGCAGCACCCUCAGGCGCGGCCACAGCCAACCUGGACCAAAUCCUGAGCGGAUUGGCAGCCUGA